Triplophysa dalaica is the source of this 4627-nucleotide messenger RNA. RefSeq names its product neurotrophic tyrosine kinase, receptor, type 1 (gene ntrk1). The coding region runs from base 1 to 2436 and encodes 811 amino acids. Lineage: Eukaryota; Metazoa; Chordata; Actinopteri; Cypriniformes; Nemacheilidae. Gene Ontology annotation, biological process: nerve growth factor signaling pathway; positive regulation of kinase activity; regulation of phosphatidylinositol 3-kinase/protein kinase B signal transduction. Gene Ontology annotation, cellular component: plasma membrane; signaling receptor complex; axon. The transcript is spliced from 17 exons. The record is from RefSeq and is a predicted model, not a curated record. Gene Ontology annotation, molecular function: transmembrane receptor protein tyrosine kinase activity; neurotrophin binding; ATP binding.
AUGCCCCAGGAUACAAACUCACUCGAACCGAUGGCACAGGUGUGUUAUCGUUGGUUGCCCUCGGUUGUGGUCCUGCUUCUCUUUCUGGUUCCAACAGCCCUGAGUGGAUGCCCGGGUGCCUGCCGAUGUUCCUUUGCCAUGCUGCAGUGCCUGGAGACGGACGGGAUUACCAGCAUCCCGGUGUUGGCACCACAGGAGAGCGAAAACGUCACAGAGAUCUACAUAGAGAACCAAGCCGACCUGGAGAACAUCACAGACACGGACCUCGCCAACUACAGAGACCUAAAGAACCUGACGGUGACAGAUUGUGGAUUGCUGCAUAUCUCUGAAAAUGCAUUUCAACAUAAUUUCAAGCUGCAGUAUGUGAAUCUGGCGUCUAAUUUACUGCUACACAUCAGCUGGAGAGUGUUUCAUUCUGUUCCUCUCUUGAGUCUAAUUCUGAGAGAUAAUCCGCUCACCUGUUCAUGUGACAUCUACUGGCUUCAGCAAUGGCACAGAACCCGACAAGGCGACGGCGACUCGCAACAAUACUGCAUAAACAAUGGCAACAUCAUUUCACUGGAUUCAUUUGAAAUGGAUAACUGCAGUGUUCCUGAGGUCAAAAUCUACUCGUCUACAUUGACCACUCAAGAAGGUGGAAAUCUGACAUUCACAUGUCAAGUAAGCGGAGUACCCAUGCCCGUUAUCAGGUGGAAAACUGAUCAGCUACAAUCCAACUGGACUCUUCAGCGGGGAAUCUGGGGAUCAACUCUCGAGCUGGUGCUGUAUAUGUGGAACAUCUCUUCUAAAGACAACCUCCAUAACCUCACAUGUGAAGCAGAGAAUCGAGCCGGUCUGGGAGAAGAUAUGGUCGAAUUGGACAUUCAAUUUCCAGUGCAAAUCUUGUAUCUACGAUCUCCAGAAUCUCAGCAUCACUGGUGUAUCCCGUUCGUCUUGGACAGCAAUCCUCUAGCCACUAUCAAAUGGCUGUACAACAACAAGCCCCUUAUUGAGAACCGCUACACUUACACGGAGCUGAUCAGAGAUGCAUCUGACGGCUCCAAACAACACGGCUGUCUCUACCUGAACAAGCCCACCCAUCUGAACAACGGCUACUACACCCUCAUGGUGGAUAACAAACUGGGGCAGGACGAGGCCACGGUAAAUGGGAAGUUCAUGGACAAUCCGUUCGACCCUUUAGACCCAGAGGGCAUCAUUCCUGUCCUCACAGACGAACCAACUCCCACCAACCAAUCCACAGAUGAUGUGACUGAGAUACUGGAGACCAGAGUGUUUGGGGUAUCUGUGGCGGUGGGUCUCGCUAUAUUCGCGUGCGCAUUUCUGCUCAUCACGGUGGUUGUCAUCAAUAAAUGCGGACAGCACUCCAAGUUUGGCAUCCACCGUUCGUCUGUUCUAGGCACCGAGGAUGAUUUGGCCGUGUCUCUGCGCUUUAUGAACUUCGGUGUCAGUCCUCCAUCUUCAGAUGACAGCACGCUGGACUCUGGCUUGUCCAGUUUUGUGGAGAACCCGCAGUACUUCUGUGGAAUCAUUAAAGACAAAGACAUGUGUGUACAGCACAUUAAAAGAAAAGACAUUGUUUUGAAGUGGGAGCUGGGUGAGGGAGCGUUCGGUAAAGUCUACCUGGCCGAAUGUGCCAAUCUCUGCCCGGAUACUGACAAGAUGCUGGUUGCCAUCAAGACCCUAAAGGUGGCCAGUGAGUCGACCCGGCAGGACUUCCAGCGCGAAGCCGAGCUGCUCACCGUGCUACAGCAUGAGCACAUUGUGCGUUUCUAUGGCGUGUGUACAGACGGAGAGCCUCUGGCCAUGGUGUUUGAGUACAUGAGACACGGAGACCUCAAUCGCUUCCUAAGGGCCCACGGUCCGGAUGCUCAUAUCUUGGAUGAAGUGAAGGUUCCUCCAGUUGGUCAGCUGACUCUUACUCAAAUGCUCCACAUCGCUGCUCAGAUUGCUUCAGGAAUGGUGUAUCUAGCGUCUCUGCACUUCGUCCACAGAGACUUGGCCACCAGAAACUGUUUAGUUGGUGAAGGUCUGGUUGUGAAGAUCGGGGACUUCGGGAUGUCAAGAGAUAUUUACAGCACCGACUACUACAGGGUUGGUGGAAGGACUAUGCUUCCCAUUCGCUGGAUGCCACCAGAAAGCAUAAUGUACAGAAAGUUCACCACCGAGAGCGACAUCUGGAGCUUUGGAGUGGUGCUUUGGGAAAUCUUCACCUGUGGAAAACAACCGUGGUAUCAGUUAUCCAACAGUGAGGCGAUCGAAUGCAUCACGCAGGGCCGAGAGCUGGAGCGUCCGCGUACCUGCCCGAAGGAAGUGCAUCUCCUUAUGCAGGGCUGCUGGCAGAGAGAACCCCAGCAGAGGCUUGUCAUCAAGGACAUCUACAACCGCCUUGUAACCCUCGUAAAGAACCCGCCCGUCUAUCUGGACAUCCUGGAAUAACAGCUUGCAGGGACGAGCUGGGAAAGACUCACUUCUGCUGACAGGUUUGGAAGAGGACAAACGUUUUGGAGGAAUCGGAAGAAACUGCGUCUUAUAUCCAUAUGUGCCGAUCGAACAUUUAAAGUGUUUGUUGUGUAUGUCCAAACCACCACUGCUUUUUCUUUCAGCAUUAAAGUGAAAAAUUGUAUCCAUAUGUUCAAAUUUGAUAAAUAAGAUGUAAAUGAAAAAGUGGAUCCUUGUAUAGUGGAAAUUGUUCAUGGAUCUUCAUGUUUCCUGGAGUUUCUAUAUGAGGAUAUUGAUGUCAGGGUCCUUCUGUUAUCAAGUAGAAUUGUAAUAAAGGUGAUGCGUGCAAUUGCACCUUUAACUAAAACACAUGCUGUUUCUUAAAGAAACAGUUCACCCAAAAAAAUCACCAUUUAUUCACCCUCAUGUUAUUUAAAACCUGUCUCACUGGUUUUGUGUCCAUACAAUGGAAGUCAAUGGAAGAAUGUUGUUUGGUCACCAACAUUCUUCAAAAUAUCUUCUCUCGUGUUCUGCAGAAGAAAAACAAGUCAUUCAUGUUUACAUUGACAUGAGGGUGACUAAAUGAAAUAAUUUCCAUUUUGGGGUAAACUAGCCCUUUAAUAAAAUGACCCCCAAAGAAGGUCUUAAGUUUCUAUUGUUUUUAUGUUGUGCCAAGUUGACCGCAUUUCUUUCUUGUUUUUAGAGUUUCAUUAUUACAAAUAUAUCCACCUGUUAUGUGUGGUCUAAACAUGCAUGUACUGUACAGCAUGCGUGUUUAACAUCAACUUAUGGCUCCUGAGCUUUGCUUUCUAACAAAAGCAUCAUUGAGGUCAACAACAUGUGUACCGAAUGGAAUACUACGUUACUGCACAUAUAACCUGCAUACUAUUAAAAUAGUAUAGAAAGGAAAGCAUUGUGCAGUAGGCAAUGUUAAACAAUCCAACAGUACUAUGCAACAAUGUUUUCAGGUUACAUAUUGCAUGUUUCAUUCAGCGAGUGGUAUCUAGCUAUCAUCUCACAAAUAAAACCAGUUACUUUGUAUUUUCAACCCAAUUUUACGUUAAAGUAUCUUCAGAGCAGUGUUGGGAGUAACUAGUUACUAAGUAAUUAGUUACUGUAAUUUAAUUACUUUUCCCUUGAAAAAGUAAAGUAAGGGAUUACUCAUAUGUUUUCUGUAAUUUAAAUACAGUUACUUUUGAUGUAAUUAAACUAAAUACUUUGUUAAAUAUAUGCGUGUGCAAUAGCAUAAUUGACUUCAAAAUUCAAAGUCUUACUUUAAAAUCUGUGCUUUCAUGUAUAAUUCUCACAUUUGUAAUACUUUGGUCAGUUAAUAAUAUUAUUUGAAUGAAUUCAAUAAGCCGUUUCAUGUAUAUUCUUGAAUCACUUAACUAAUCAAGGUUGAUGUAGGAUAUAGAGAGUAAUUAGUAAUGAGUAACUAAAUACUUUUUGGACAGAGUAAUUCGGACAGUAAUCUAAUUACACUAUUGAAUAUGUAAUGAGUAACUAGUAAUUAAUUACUUUUUCAGAGUAACUUACCCAACACUGCUUCAGAGUUACCCAAAACAAGAAGUGAGUAAGAUAUUGAGGGUUCUAAUAUUUCAGGAUGAUGCAUUACACUGGAAAUGAAAGGCUCAAGGUGAAUUCUUUGCAUUGUGGGAUUGAAUGUUCCACGCAGCAUUCUCUGGCUGUGUAAUUAUGGCGAAUGUAUGCAAUAUACUGCAAAACAUUAAGAGCAGUAUUAUUCCAGCAUGAUAGUAGUGUAAGGGUGGAGAUCAAUGAAAUAUCAUUUACCCAACGGAAAGUGGCCUUUGUUUCUUAUUUGAUUAUUUUAUGAACGUGUGUGUCACUUUUACAUGCUGGUUGUGCCUCAUGUAUAUAAGCUAGCAAGUGAGUUUUUUCUAAUUCAUUUUUUCAUUGCAUAUGGAUGUAGUACUAGUUCCAAACACAAUCAAAAUAUUCGCUUGACUUGAAAUGUUUCCCAUGUCCUACCCAAAAGUCUAUUAUUCUAAAAUGUGAAAAAUGCAGAAUGGUUAAAUGAUAUUUUCUAUAUGUCUUAUUGUCAUUAAACAAGUGGUCAACAAUUUUGAGAGAAUGUCAUUAAAUACCUAUUUAAUAAUGAUAAUAAAUAACCGUCCAAAGAAUCCAACCACACCUGUAUCAUUUGUACAAAUAAAUGCUUUUCUUUUCA